UUAUACUUCUUCCGCUUCACGAUUCAUUCACGAAUGAUUCAUGAAUACGAUAGCCUGUUCAAGUCGGAUAGAAAAAUUGGUUUCAUUGACCAUAGACUUUGAAAACUCCGAAACAACCUCGUUCCUUGGGAGCUUGUUUGAUCCCUCUCUAUGACUUUAAGCAUAUUAAUUAUUAGAAGCUCGUCGACUUCUUCCUCAUACGUUGCUUGGAUUUCUUAACCAAAAGGUGCGGGAGAAGGGGAAUAGAUGAUAACCCUGAUCAGUCUCUGAGCCAUAUUUGCAGAAUACCCGGUGGGAAUUUGAUGAAAUAUUAAUGUUGGCGAGACAAUUCAAUCUGCUCACUGCGCUAUUAAUUCCUCGUAGCGAGCCCAAUUGACAUAUCGAUUCGUUAAUAGAAGACCCAACUGAAGCUUUUUGGUGCCCAAAGUCUAAUAGUGUCUUUCAUCUUUGAAGAAUGGCCGCGGUGCAAAAUCAAUUAGAGAUCAAGUUUAGGUUGACUGAUGGAUCGGAUAUCGGCCCCAAAAGCUUUCCCGUUGCUACAAGUGUUGCAAAUUUAAAGGAAAGCAUUCUUGCUCAAUGGCCAAAAGAGAAGGAGAAUGGUCCAAGGACAGUGAAAGAUGUCAAGUUAAUAAGUGCAGGCAAAAUAUUGGAGAACAACAGAACACUAGGGGAGUGCCAGAGCCCAUUAUGUGACAUCCCUGGUGGAGUCACGACCAUGCACGUCAUCGUUCAGCCACCUUCUUCAGAUAAAGAAAAGAAAGGAGCAAGCCAACCAAAGGAGAGCAAGUGUGUUUGUGUUAUAUUAUGAUUUACAGUUUUAAAUAGUGGACGUGUCAUUAUUAUCAGGUAAAGAGUAUUGGAGCUAGUAAGACAAUGAAAGUUGGUGGCUUGCUUUGAUGCAGAAGUAGGCACAUUUGUCAUUGGUCAUGUUUCAUUUCAGGUUAACGAUUUCCUCAUAUAGUUGUUGCCUUUCUUUGAUUCGGUAUAUUUUGUUCAUUGUUAAGUACAUCAGAGUCUCUUAUAAUGAAAUCCUAUCUCCAAUUUUUGUCUUUAA
Messenger RNA from Juglans regia (Persian walnut), 1054 nucleotides. RefSeq names its product membrane-anchored ubiquitin-fold protein 1-like. Lineage: Eukaryota; Viridiplantae; Streptophyta; Magnoliopsida; Fagales; Juglandaceae. Bases 455 to 808 code for a protein of 117 amino acids. The record is from RefSeq and is a predicted model, not a curated record. The transcript is spliced from 5 exons. Gene Ontology annotation, molecular function: protein binding.